Cajanus cajan (pigeon pea) is the source of this 4477-nucleotide messenger RNA. Its product is annotated as SNF2 domain-containing protein / helicase domain-containing protein / F-box family protein. Gene Ontology annotation, cellular component: nucleus. NCBI's taxonomy places the organism in Eukaryota, Viridiplantae, Streptophyta, Magnoliopsida, Fabales, Fabaceae. The record is from RefSeq and is a predicted model, not a curated record. Gene Ontology annotation, molecular function: protein binding; zinc ion binding; ATP binding. Gene Ontology annotation, biological process: DNA repair.
UUCCUCCGCUUUCUUUUUCUUCUCUUCAGAAACCUGCAAAUCCCGAACCCCCUAAUUUAAUCUCUCCGGUUCGGUACGGUUCGGUUUGGCCCGGUUCGGUUCCUUCCACCAACGGCAAUGACCAGCACCAGCACCUUCGCGGACCACAAACUCUGCGGUUUCCUCUGUGCGGUUCUCACAGUCAAUAAUCAGAGCGACGACGCCCCACGCUUCGGCGAGCGCUGCGAGGUCUUCGGCGACGGCGGCGAGGUCGGUUUCCGGACCCGAAGCGGCGUCGUUUUGGGUGCGCUCGAUUCGCCGCAAUGCGGAGGCUCCAAAUCGAAGCGCACGAACAAGAUCGGGAUGGUGAACGGGAGCGUGAGCGUGGUUCACCAGCUCGACGCUAUGGUCACCCGCAAGUGCACCGAAAUCGAUGCUCGCGUCGUGUGCGUUGACGCGCCUAGGGUUGUGCUCCUCGUUGACGUGUAUCUCCCAAUUCAGGUCUGGAGCGGCUGGCAGUUUCCGCGAUCCGGGGCCGUCGCCGGCGCCGUUUUUCGCCAUUUGAGCUGUGAUUGGGAUGAGAGAAGUUCAAUGCUUUCAUCUCCAGACUAUUGUAGGAAGGUUUGUGCAGCUAAUGAAAAGAUUUCAAACCUUUCUGAUUGUCAUGUACUUGGCUGCACGCUUCAUUCCCGUGCGAGCAGUUCCUCAAAGAAAACACUAUUUGAACUUCAUGAAAUUUUUAAGACACUGCCUGGUGUAGGAAAACGGGAGAUGACUGAUAGUCCCAAGAUAAUGCCAAUAGAAAACAGUGGUGAAUUAGGCAUUUGGUCGAUACCUGAUGACAUUUUGACUAAAAUUUUAGCUUCCCUGGGUCCGAUGGACCUCACAAGGGUUUCUGCAACAUGUCGUCAUCUAAGAUCCUUGGCUGCUUCAGUAAUGCCGUGUACAAAGUUAAAUCUGUUUCCUCAUCAGCGGACAGCAGUUGAGUGGAUGCUGCAUCGCGAGCGGGGUGCUGAGCUUUUGCCACAUCCUUUAUUUGUACCUCUCUCAACUGAUGAUGGCUUUAGUUUCCAUGUAAAUACUGUAUCAGGUGAAAUUGUCACUGGGGAAGCUCCAACUGUCAAGGAUUUUCGUGGAGGAAUGUUUUGUGAUGAGCCUGGAUUGGGUAAGACUGUAACAGCUCUCUCUCUUAUUAUGAAGACACGAGGUUCAUUGGCUGAUCCACCAGAUGGGGCACAGCUAGUCUGGUGUCAACAUAAUGGUAAUCAGAACUGUGGUUAUUAUGAGAUCAGUGGUAAUAACAUCACUGGUUGUACUACCUUGGGUAAAAGGGAUGGGUGCCAAGAUGUCAGUAGAACUAAUGAUAACCAUGAUAGUUCCUCCAAAAGAGUGAGAUUGACAGAUCCAGAGCAGCAAAUCACUACACUUCAUGGUUCAUGUCUCCUGGAAGAAAACAAAUCACCUGUAGCUGCAUCCUUUAAGGAAUCAAUGCAUUCAAAUCGGCUCACUAGGAGUUUGAGUUGCAUAAAGAAAAACCUACUUUUCACUUAUGAUGAGGAAGCUAUGAAUUCCAAGGAAAAAGAAUUUGGUGAAGGAUUAGUUAAAGCAAAGCAUGCAUCAGAGACUGCAUCUCUUGCAUCUCAAAACAAGCUAGUUAGUGCUUCUUAUGGAUGUGGACAGAGUUACAAGUUGCCUAGGAAGACUAAAGGUGAUGGUUUGGAGUACAGUGAUACAUGGAUUCAGUGUGAUGCAUGUCACAAGUGGCGAAAGCUUGAAGACAAUAGUAUGGCUAAUUCUAGCUCAGCAUGGUUCUGUAGUAUGAACACUGAUCCUUUCUAUCAAAGUUGUAGUGUCCCUGAACAAAAUUUUUCUCAUAGCUGUGAGAUAACACACUUCCCAGGGUUUCACUUGAAAGGAACUUGUGGUGGUGAGAAACAAAAUGUUUCUUUUUUCACUAACGUGCUUAAGGAGCACUACUCCAUGAUAGAUGUGCGAACAAGGAAGGCCCUCACAUGGUUGGCUAAAAUUCCGACAUACAAGCUUGCAGGAAUGGAAGCAAAUGGCAUAAGGGGUCCUAUUUUAGACAAUUGUUCUGCACCUAAUGGACAUUGCAAUGCAUUUCACAAAAUAUUUCAAGCAUUUGGCCUCCUAAAGAGAGUAGAGAAAGGUGUGUGCAAGUGGUACUACCCACAAAAUCUUAACAAUUUGACUUUUGAUGUGGCUGCCCUUGGCAUGGCUCUCUGUGAGCCACUAGAUUUUGUUAGGUUAUACUUGUCAAGAGCUACCCUGGUAGUUGUUCCAGCAAACUUGGUUGAUCAUUGGAAAACACAAAUAGAAAAGCAUGUCAGUCCUGGUCAAUUGCGGGUUUAUGUUUGGACCGAUCAUCGGAAGCCUUCUGUGCAUUGUCUUGCAUGGGAUUAUGAUGUUGUGAUCACUACUUUUAGCCGUUUGAGUGCAGAAUGGGGCCCACGCAAGAGGAGUGUUUUGAUGCAAGUGCACUGGUUUAGGAUAAUUUUAGAUGAGGGGCACACUCUUGGGUCAAGCCUGAACUUAACAAACAAGUUGCAAAUGGCUAUUUCAUUGAUAGCUUCAAACCGAUGGAUACUAACAGGAACUCCAACACCGAACACUCCUAACAGCCAACUUCCACAUCUACAACCAUUGCUAAGGUUCCUUCAUGAAGAAGCUUAUGGACUGAAUCAAAAGUCAUGGGAAGCUGGUGUGCUUAGGCCAUUUGAAGCAGAGAUGGAGGAAGGAAGGUCUCGUUUGUUAUGUUUACUUCAUAAAUGCAUGAUUAGUGCUAGAAAGACAGAUUUACAAAGCAUUCCAGAAUGCAUCAAGAAAGUUGUUUAUCUAGAUUUUAAUGAGGAGCAUGCUAGAAGUUACAAUGAAUUGGUACUCACUGUACGACGUAAUAUAUUAAUGGCUGAUUGGAAUGAUCCUUCCCAUGUUGAGAGUCUACUGAAUCCAAAACAGUGGAAAUUUCGUAGUGCAACUUUAAAAAAUGUCAGGCUUUCAUGCUGUGUUUCUGGACAUAUUAAAGUUACACAUGCUGGAGAAGAUAUUCAAGAAACAAUGGACAUGCUAGCACAAAGUGGUCUAGAUCCUACUUCAGGAGAGUAUAGCUCCAUAAGAUUUAUUCUCUUGUAUGGUGGUCACUGUGUCAGGUGCAAGGAAUGGUGCCGCCUUCCGCUUGUUACACCAUGUCGGCAUCUGUUGUGCCUUGAUUGUGUUUCUAUAGACAAUACAAAGUGUACUUAUCCUGGCUGUGGUAAAUUGUAUGAGAUGCAGAGUAGAUUGGCCAGACCUGAAAAUCCUAACCCAAAGUGGCCUGUACCCAAAGAUCUUAUUGAGCUACAACCUUCAUAUAAGCAGGAUAAUUGGGAUCCUGAUUGGCAAUCUACAUCUAGUAGUAAAGUCUCCUAUCUCGUCCAGAGGUUGAAAGCUUUGCGUGGAACUGAUGAAGGAACAAACUUGAAUGCUGACAAUAGCAAUGAAGCGAUGCAUAUUGAGAAAGGUGUCAGAAAUGUUCAGAAAUAUUCUAUGAGCAGCACAAAGACCAAUUUGAACCCUGAGAAAGUUCUGAUAUUUUCUCAAUUUCUGGAGCACAUACAUGUCAUUGAACAGCAGUUGACUGUUGCUGGUAUCAAAUACACUGGAAUGUAUAGCCCAAUGCAUUCCAGCAACAAGAAAAAGUCACUAGCCAUGUUCCAGCAUGAUUCAAGUUGUAUGGCUCUUGUGAUGGAUGGAAGUGCUGCAUUGGGUCUUGACUUGAGUUUUGUUACGCAUGUAUUUCUAAUGGAGCCAAUUUGGGACAGAAGUAUGGAGGAGCAAGUAAUUAGUCGAGCUCAUCGCAUGGGUGCUUCUCGUCCUAUUCAUGUGGAAACAUUAGCAAUGCGUGGUACCAUUGAAGAGCAAAUGCUGGACUUUUUACAGAAUGCUGAUAAAUAUAGAAGAUCACCAAUUAAGGAUGCGGCUGAAUCUGAAGAUGAUAGCAGGGGACGAGGCUACAGAUCAUUGCAUGAUUUUGCUGAAAGCAGUUAUCUACUGAAACUUAGAUUUGUGUAUACUAAUUCAGAAAGUCUAGAAGGUGUUUGAUUGAUCAACAUCAAGCAAGUACUGACUAAUUUACUUUGAGCAAGUUCUGUGGACAUCCUGAAAGUUUGCAUGCUCUUGAAUAUGGUAUUAUUACUUUUUCCAUAUAUAGUCUUAAGGUGCUCAUCUAAUGAUGAGAGAUGGUUCCAGAUGCAUUAGAGCUUAGAAACUAUUCUUUUUGUAAAACAUUUUUUGGCUAUUUGCAGCAUCUCUUCUGCUUGCAUGUAAUUAAUGAGAUACUAGAAGGAUGCCUGCUUAUUCUUUUGUAAAGGGUUAAGUGUAGUUGAUUUGAUGAUCAAGUAGGCACAGUUUAGAGUCAAGAAUUUGAAUUGAAAUUGAUUGUUUGGAUUAUUGGAAAAAAAUAAAUGUUGCCCCCCGCCCUUGCUCUCAGCAGUAGAUAAUA